This is a messenger RNA of Schistocerca cancellata (South American locust), 1553 nucleotides long. Its product is annotated as organic solute transporter subunit alpha-like. Lineage: Eukaryota; Metazoa; Arthropoda; Insecta; Orthoptera; Acrididae. The coding region runs from base 233 to 1159 and encodes 308 amino acids. Gene Ontology annotation, biological process: transport. Gene Ontology annotation, molecular function: transporter activity. The record is from RefSeq and is a predicted model, not a curated record. The transcript has 6 exons.
UAUGCCGACGCACGCCUGUGCAUCAUGGCGUCCGCGAAGCCACGUGCUUCUGAGUGCGUCUACGCACGGUGAAGUUCGACGUGAAGCAUCUCCAACUCGCAUGUCUGCUGCUUCGAUGCGCACCGGGAGUCCUAAAGGUUUCGACAGCGGGCGAGAGAACUUAAAGGCGGGGGACGAGUGUUUCCGAUGAUCGGUUGUCACCGCUAGCAAAGAAGAUCCGAACCGCUCCAGCAUGGUCACGGAGUUUUCGUCGGUUUUCAGCGUUUUCUCCAGCACACAGGGGGGCCGCCUGGAGACUGGAGAAGGAUGCGCUCACAGUCAGCUGCCGACAGUCGAAGAGUUCUACUCCAACCUGACACCACUGCUCAGCGUGGCCAUAGCAGUCUCCACAGCGGCGGUGGUGUCCGUGUGUGUGACAUACACGCUCAGCCUGAGGCACGUGCUCACCAGGACUGCCCCACAGUUACGAAGCCACACUGCCUGGGUACUGACCAUCCACCCGGUAGCUGCAGUGCUGGCCUACCUGUCAGUGAUGAUCCCACGUGCAUCCUUCCUGGUCGACGUUGGCAUCCAGGACCUGUACGCCACAUGCCUGUAUCAGAUGUUCUGCCUGCUGGUCGCCUACUGCGAGCAGGAGGGCUCCACAGACCAGCUGCACGGGGCCAUGAUCCAGCUCAACACGGGGCCCCUCUGCUGCCUACCCGGAUGUCACUGGUUCUGCAGACCUGUGCCACUAACCCGGAAGACACUCUUGCAGCUACGGAUCCUGGUGCUACAGCUACCCAUAGCGAUGUGGAUCCUGUACACAGUCUGCUAUGUACUGUGGGCGGAGGACGAGUGGGGGCGAACGUGCUUACCCUGCUGGAACUGGUGGCGCUCAGCUUGUGGGCCAAUAGGCUAUACUGCACAGAUGCGGCCCCAUUUGACCAUCUGGAAGAGGAACAGGAGCCCAACCAGCUGGGGGUGGCCUCUGGUGAGGCAACUUCAGCCUAGCAGAACAGCUAGACACGAGAGGACAGCCCACUUCCAUUGUCUUCAGUAUGAACUGACAGACGAUCUGCUACAAGUGGUAUCUGAUGGGCCUGGUAGGACCAUGCUGGAGGACAUACUUCCAUUGUACUGUCUCCAGGAGGCGCAAGCAGCUGGAAGAUGUCACUGAGGUGCCUUUCUGUUUAGUGGGACACCAUUGGAUAAGAGGCACAUCGUAAUUUUCAAAAACCCGUGAAUCCCCUUAGAGAGCAAAGACUCUUUCGGCAGUUGUGACGGUACAUCACAUAAAUGGACAUUUGGAGAAAGGGAAAAGAAGUUUUUGUUAUGUGACGUGCGAAUCAUAAAUUGUCUUAAGACUAAGUACGUCUGCGCGAUGUAUAUCAACAGUAAACAACGUAAGUUAUUGUUAUCAAAACAUAAAUAUCGAUGUAAUGAACAGGACACAGUUUUUUGUAUAAUCUCUGUGUAACAUAGUCCAUAAAGAUCAGAGACAAUGCUUUGACUGAACUCUCUCCUUUUUUGUUUCGUCUAGAGGUAGAUCGCCAUUGUAGCGCUGGAUAAUA